This is a messenger RNA of Cyclocybe aegerita, 975 nucleotides long. NCBI's taxonomy places the organism in Eukaryota, Fungi, Basidiomycota, Agaricomycetes, Agaricales, Hemipholiotaceae. The record is from the annotation of a GenBank genome assembly.
AUGUCCACGCAAAAGGCUCUUUUCCUCGAGAAAAAAUUUGGCGAUUUCGUCCUGGGUGAAGCGCCCAGGUAUAACCCUGGACCAGGCGAGGUCUUGGUGAAAAUUCUGGCGACGGCGCUUAAUCCUUUGGAAUGGCUCGUCCAGAAGUACAGUCUUCUUGUGGAGAACUACCCCGCAAUCCUGGGGUCGGACAUCGCUGGUGAAGUGGACGCCGUGGGUGAAGGUGUCACGGAUUUUCAGAAGGGAGAUCGAGUCUUCGGACAAGGGCACUUCCUAAUUGACGGUCGUAAGGCAGGGUUCCAGCAAUACGCGCUCUUUCCUGUUUCAACAACUGUGAAGAUACCGCCAAACAUUUCAUUUGACGAAGCUGCAGCUCUUCCCGUGGCCGUGAUUCGCUCCUUUGUCGCAUUUUACAUCCCACCACCCUUUGGACUCGGCCUUACUUUACCAACAACACCACAGGGGGCAGCGAAGUACACUGGGACACCCAUCGCUGUUAUCGGCGGUGCGACCUCUGUGGGUCAAGCGGGGGCGACAUAUGUCUUUGAUCGAGACCUUUCCGCCGAGUCAUUGAAGUCUGAAGUUGACCGAGUCACGACGAGCCAGCCUUUGACGAUUCUUUUCGACGCCGUCUCCAACGAGGAGUCUCAGAAAGCAGGACUAGGCCUUCUUGCUCCCGGAGGGCGACUUGUCACUGUUCUUCCUCUCGCAAUCAACUUGAAGGCCGACGAUAACAAAAGUGUUGUGUCUGUUACGACUGGAGCAGCUUCAGCUGUCCCCGCCAACGGGAAGAUAUUGGCAGACUUUUGGCACAACCAUAUUGCCAGACUCCUAGAAAGCGGGGAUAUCAAGCCUAACCGAGUUGAAGUUCUCCCGAAUGGCCUUGCCGGGAUUCCAGAGGGUCUAAGGAGGUUGGAGACGAAUCAGGUUUCCGGAGUGAAGCUCGUAGUUCAUCCUCAUGAAACUGGAGCUUGA